Molecule: messenger RNA, 10319 nt
Organism: Rattus norvegicus (Norway rat)
Lineage: Eukaryota; Metazoa; Chordata; Mammalia; Rodentia; Muridae
Source: RefSeq, a predicted model, not a curated record
AACCUCCCUACAGUCUCCGCUAACACAUCCUCAGGAUUUCAAACUCAACAGUUUGGUUUACACUUCCAACAGCAGCAAAAGCAAUCUAUCCACUGAGAGCAAAGCCAGAGGGGGCCUAUUAGGGGAGAGGAUUUUAAAGAAAAGAAUAAACAGAAAGAAGAAAAGGCAAGAUGAAAGGUCCAGAGAAGAGUGAGUGACAAGUCUUAGAUGGAAGCCUGAGUGCACCUGACAGGUGGGCUGAGCGGUGCCUGCCAGGGCAGCGCGUGCAGCUCGGGUCUCCUACCCACCGAGGGCAGGGCAACGCCGGCCCGGGUGGCGACGCCUCGUGAGCGUGGGCAGCGGAGGAAGGAGCGGGGUGCUAGCCCUAUGCCAGGCAGCUGCGACAGGAGGCAGGCGGCGGGCGUGCGGCUCUCAGCCAGCCUGCAUCCCAUUGGCCCUCAGGACGCGCUCCGAGCUGUUCCUCUCCUCCAGGGCGCAGCGGAUACCCACUGGUCCCCGCAGCUCGGUUUGGAAAAAUUCUUUGCCUGGCUGGCAAGGAGAGCGAGACUGGGCUCUGACGGCUCCCUAGGGCGCGCUUCUUGAUGGAGAUUCAGGGACGAGACCCGGGGAUGAGAGGUGGAAGGCAGCGCGGGCACUGACAGGACUCCGGGAGGAGGCUACCAGCCAUCAGCAGCCAGAUGAACAGGCUAGGUCAAAUGCUCUAACCGGGUGCAUGCGCCAGGCGGAGCGCGCUGGUCGGACUGUUCUCUGCGGUCCGCCCUGCGCUGGUCCCCGGUCAUCACCAGAAUGGACACUGGAGCCCCAGGGCCGCGCCCGCUAGAGCCCGGCGUCCCUCCUGCGUCCUGAGCUCAUGGACAACGACUCCCGGCUGGCAGCGGCGCGCCCCAGGGCUGUGAAUGCGACUUGCUCAACGUCCGCGCUCCCCGCCCGCCCGCCCGCCGGGACGUGGUAGGGGAUGCCUAGCUCCUCUGCGAUGGCAGUUGGCGCGCUCUCCAGUUCCCUCUUGGUCACCUGCUGCCUGAUGGUGGCUCUGUGCAGUCCGAGCAUCCCGCUGGAGAAGCUGGCCCAAGCUCCAGAGCAACCCGGCCAGGAAAAGCGCGAGCACGCGUCUCGGGACAGCCCGGGAAGGGUGAGCGAGCUCGGGCGCGCCUCUAGGGACGAGGGCAGCAGUGCCCGGGACUGGAAGAGCAAGGGCAGCCGCGCGCUCUCGGGCCGGGAGGCGUGGAGCAAGCAGAAGCAGGCCUGGGCUGCCCAGAGCGGGAGCGCCAAGGCCGCGGACUGGCAGGUCCGGCCUCGCGGGGAUACCCCACAGGGGGAGCCCCCGGCCGCCGCCCAGGAAGCGAUCAGUCUGGAACUCAUGCCCACACCGGAGCUGCCUGAGGAAUACGCCUAUCCCGACUACCGCGGGAAGGGCUGCGUGGACGAGAGUGGCUUCGUGUAUGCGAUUGGGGAGAAGUUCGCCCCAGGUCCCUCAGCCUGCCCAUGUCUGUGUACGGAGGAGGGGCCCCUUUGCGCCCAGCCAGAGUGCCCGCGGCUUCACCCGCGCUGCAUCCACGUUGACACCAGUCAGUGCUGUCCGCAGUGCAAAGAGAGGAAGAACUACUGCGAGUUCCGGGGCAAGACCUACCAGACUUUGGAGGAGUUCGUGGUCCAAACUGCUUUGCAGAAACCGCUGUCAUCCCAGCUGGUCGAGAGGUGAAGACUGACGAAUGCACCAUAUGUCAUUGUACUUAUGAGGAGGGCACGUGGAGAAUUGAACGGCAAGCCAUGUGCACGAGACAUGAAUGCAGGCAAAUGUAGACUUCGUGAUACAGAAACUCUCAUGUUUUUCUAGAAUAUUUUACUAAUGUGACAUUCUAGAUGACUCUGAGAAAUAUCAAUCAAAAACAGAAGACUUUGGAUAAGGAGUCAAGGAAAAUGGUUGGUACUUUUGUUUUUCUUGGUAACAAUUACAGCAAGAGACAGAAAUGGAUGUAUUUCAAAACAUCAAUAAGAACUUUGGGCAUACUCCCUCUCUAAAUAAAUGUGCUAUUUUCACAGUAAGUACACUAAAGUUCACUAUUAUAUAUUAAAUGUGUUUCUAUAAUCCCUCUAUUAGAGUCUUCUAUAUUAAAAAUGCUGUUGUCAACCGUCCUCACUGUGUACCGGUAUAUCUUUGUUAGCCUUCACUGCACCACAAGAGGGUGCUAGUGGGUCCAGGGAUCUCUUACACCUGCACACGGAAUGCUCUACUCCAUUAGGAACUACAGGAAAUAAUGACUGUUUUAUAUCAAAACCCUGUUCAAAUGCUACUUAACUAAUGCUAUGUAUCUAAUGCUUAAAACGCAAUCUAAUUUACACAAACAGGCUUAUUUUAAUAACCCACUUCUUUUUUUAGUUCAUUCUUAGUCAUUUCUAAAUUGUAGCUAUAAAGAUGGCUAGCAUAGCCUGUUUCAGUUCUCAUAGUAGCCCACAAAUAAACACUUAUGUGCAUUUCAUGUUCAUCCAAUGGUACAUGUUCUUCUAAGCAUGACAUUAAUUCAUUCCCUGAGCAAGAGGAAGGUUGGGAUAUAUGUGUUAUUAAAAAAAAAUGGAGGAAAGGGAGUCUUUGGGUUCUGCAGAGAAAAGUUAUGAAAAGUCAAAUUCCUGAACAGGUUUAUGCUUGAAAUAUAAAAUAUACUAGACAUCUCAGGACUCAGCACAGGUUCCUGUACUGCUAGUUGAGGUAGCUAUCUGCCCUCUGUAACAGACAGAGUGAGAGAAUAAAUCAAUUUUGCCCCAAGAACGGUGUACAGAAGCUAUUCUUUGUCCAAUUAUGUUUAAGCAUUUGAAAAUGAAGGCUACUAAGUCUCUCCUGCAGUCAUAUAUCACCCAAAUUUUCUUCCUUUGAAUAUAAAAUGAUAAAACUGUCAUUAAGUGUUGCUGACUGGAGCACAGUGAUAGGGAACAGCUCCCUUGUUGUGAGUGACAUCAACAGUUGGUGCAGGAGUCAGAGAGGCAUCAGGGUCCUAAUCUGUGUAAAAACACUAAACAUCAAGAACAUUUCCCUCCAUUUACACUUUCUGAAUUUUAAAAUGAGGACCUAUCGCACAACAGAUCUUGUGAAGACAAGAAGGAAAUGAGGACUGGUUUGUUUUCCCCAUGUGCUCUGCAUCUUUUUCUGUAGCAUAACAGGACUAUAAAAUUACACUGUAAGAUAUUAUAUAUAAAGCAAAUUAGAGGCUAGAAAAUGGAGAUUUCUAAGAAAGUACAAUUUAUAUCCCCAAACCCUGUCAGUAUAUAAGAAUUUCAGUAAUUUACUAUUUAAUGUUUUCUCAUCAUUGAAAAGUUAAUCAUUAUAUACUUUAAUACAAAAAUUACCAAGAUAUUUGCAUAUGCUUAUAUUUUAUCUUGAUUUUUGAAGACUAUUUUGGGUUAGGUAAAGUAGCAAAUAAAUCAAUUUCAUGAAAAUACUCAGGGGUAUUAUUGGCCAGUUACUCUCAGGUACCUGUUUUGAGCUUUCCAAAACUUAAGUGUUAGUAUGAACGACCAUUAGGCAUCAUCUGUCUUUCCGUUUCUCAACAGUAGGUUUACUUUAAGACAAAGGUCAUCUAAGGUUACCAUCCUGCCAACAAAUGACUUAACCUCCUACAAUACAUGGGUUAAAGAGCCGGUUGUAAUUACAUACAACUUGCCUCUUCUUUCCACAUGAGACAUGAUGAAUUACAACUGCAGUGUAUGAGGCCCAGUUUUCUUAUUUUCCUUGGCAACAGAAUUCCCACAGAAUGGAAAAUGGGCUCUCAGAUUACUUCAGUGGAAAAAAAUCAUAAGCGCUAUGAGAGUGUCAACAAACCUCAUUCUUCUGCAGAGAAAGUGAGUACAAUGUCGUCUGGGGAAUGACAUCCUUGAUGGAAGGCAGUAGGCCCCACACUGUCUCAGGCACACUUCUGGGUGCUGGAGCACAGUGGCUGUGAUUGCAUUAGAAUAACUCACACUACACCUAAAGCAAAUCUGGUAGAAUCAGGUUCUCUGCACUGCACAUCCUAAGUAAUGAAAUUAUUGUUAUUAUUACUUUUGAUGGAAACUCUUCCCCUUCAGAGCAGGUCUAGAGAGAUGUUUCAGAUAGAUAUUUACUUUGUUCUCCACAUGGACAGAAGUCUUUGCUGAAGUUCUGAAUGAUGCAACAUAAGCUAGUUUACUUUAACUGCAUAAUAACGUGCGGAUAGUAUGAGCUCAAAUUAUCUGAUUGUUCAAACUUCACAAUCCAACUACACCUUUUUUUUUUAAUGCUAAAAUUCUCCAAAAUUCUAAUAGGCUUGCUUUGUGGGUACUUCAUAAUGAUUAGGGGCUUAAUCAACUUAAAAAGGAAGUUGUGCUUACGAAUGAGUUAUAGGAGCAUGCUUCUAAAAUACGACCUAUGCUUUGCUGCCUGUGAGUCACAGAGUAACGCCAGAAAGAAUGCAACCUUACAGAGACAGGUCCUUUUCUUCGGGUUCAUUCUUCAGUGCUCUCCCGAGCUUUUCAGGGAGAGGUGGGAACAGCCCAAGGGCGACAAGCAUCACCAGAUGCAUGGGGCCCUGUGACACGUUUGCUGCAAUGACGUAAAGGUUCAGAGGACAGGGUGUCUUUGCCUACAGGGAACUCACGUGCCUCAGGUAGAGCUGUGCAGUGAUUCUAUUAGUUUUAAUAGCUGAAUAUUCACAGCAUCGUCUUCUGGUCUGAUAAAGUACACCGAGAGCUUAAUUCUCAUCUGUUUAAAGUUUAACACAUUAUGUCUAAGUACCUCUCCUCUUUGCUUCUUUAGCGUCAUAUGGAAACAAUGUCUAAAACACUUUUAACUAUGUCGAAAACUCAGAGAUUUCCUGUUUUCUUUUUAAACAAUGAGAUAUGUUUAAUGUUCAUAUUACUUAAAACAUACAAAUACACAAUUUCAAACAAAUACUGUUGAAAACAUCUGUUAUUUCAAAUAUAGACUAUUUAAGUAUACAUAAAACAAAAAUUAUAAACAUAAAGAAUGAUUUAACAAAUACUAAUAACCUAUUAAAUUUGUUUCAAUAGGCAACAGAUCCUUUUAGAUUUCUUAAGACUUUGUUUUCGUCUAAAAUACUGUAAGGAGGAAGGGUAACACACAUGUCCUUUCAUCAAGAUCCCGGGCAGUACCAGAAGUACAGACAAGUCUGACUGGUCACAGACUUUGGCAGUAUCUUCUGUGAGCCGGGGUUCUUGGUGGACCUGCUCUGCACUCUUCUUCAGAAGUAUGUCUGAGAGAAGAUGCUCGAUGCAGUCACUGCUGUGGAAUGAGUUCAUGCUUACAUCAUCGCAUUCCAGCUUCUUCCUGCCUUAGGGAAUCAGAGACUACUUACGUCGUCUCCUCAUGCAAAGCCAGCUUCUUGCACUUGAGGUGUCAGUUUUCUAAGAAGGACCUUAUUUCAGUAUGGUUGUUUGGCAGAUCCUAUUUGCACAGAACAACCGAGCACCCUCAGAAGAGCUGUCCUUAAAACAGCCUGCGGCUAUGGAAGGACACAGUCCAAAUGGAAGUAGAUGCUGGCACCUGACCCUUCUGAGGGCUUCUGAGUACUGCUCUUCCUUAAGCUGUCUUAGUACUGAAAGGCCUCGAACUGGGCCUCAAGGGCACACUAAGAUGGAUUGCUGGGAGCAAAGAGUUUAUUGGCAAAGUUAUGAAUGUUGUGGACAGGCAGACAGAUGGGAACAGCAUGACGGGCCUCUGAGGAAAGUUCAGUCUACAGCACCAAAGACAGACAACAUGGUGGAUGUUCUGAAGAAAGGAAAUCAGAAUCCAAGCAGAAGUGAGAAUGAGAGUUUCUUCUUAUUCUUUUCGGGGAAGGGGGGCAUCAGAACAUAAGUCUCCAGCUAGAUUCUGAUUCCCAUGCUGGAGGCAGGGAAGUGGGUGUGGCCACCUCCCCCUGCCCUGCCCCUGCCACCAACAUUUGAUGUAAACUCAGUCCUCAAGUGACAGAUUCUGGAACCUGCCAGGCCUUAGCUAGGGAGUCACUCUGACUCAUUUGGACACAUGUAGGACUUUAUGAAAAAGGAAUGGCUGCUGUGAGUAGGAUUCUGGAGUCCUUGAUUGGAUUGCCAUCCUGAGUCUCUGUCAUAGCACUAAUUUGGUGUCAUUUUAGCACAUACUUUAAAGAUUACAUCACAAGCAGAGAUUGUGGGUAGCUAAGUGAAGUGUGCUUGAAAAGCAUGCACAAAGCCCUUGGUUUUUAUCCCCAGCACUACUAUAUAGAAUGGGUAGGGUGUACCUCAGUAGUAAAGGAAUUGUCUCUCAUCCAGAAAGCUCCAGUUCAAUCUAGUCUAGUAUGAAAAAGAAGUUUGUUCAUAACGGUUAAUGUUUUGUGUUUUCCCCUUAUUUCUAUGUACUUUUAAUUCACAUUAUGAGACAAUCACUUCUGUAAGCAUCACCACUCAAUGGUAAGUUCGCUUUACUGAGUCACAUACAGUCCACUACACCUGUGGAUCAAGCACCGGCUCAGACAGUGCUUCAAAGCAAAGUGCCCUCCGUUGUCUCCCUGCUGGUGUCUACUUCUUUCCAGACUUCUAGCACAGUUCUCAUAUCCAGGCCAUGACCACCCACAGGUGAAAUCACUCCCUCACUGCUGUAGUCGCUGAGGUUGGAAGUGACAGUCAAUUUCCAGUUGUGAUGCUAGUCAGGACAAACUGCUUUGAUGUAUGAGUUCUAAUACUGAAAGGAACUUGUAAGGAAAGCAUAGUGGCACUUAGAAUAAAGGUGAUCAAGUUUAUAGUUUUGGUAUUUCCUUGUUUAUACAAUUUUUCUGAAUAAAAAUUUCAUGUCCUAGACUUUAGGCAUCUGAGUAUAUCUGACAUCUCCAUGUCUCUGUGUAAUGUGACUGAGCAGGCAGUCAGCUUCCAUGAAACGGAUGCUAAGUCAGUGAACCAAGGGUUCAAAGGCAAUGGCUCUUGACACUUCACCACGAUGCCAAACUUCACUCUCAUUUGUAAAGCAUUUACUGGUUUUGAUUCACCACAAAAACAAGUAGGAAAAAAUGCCUACUUGUUAAUUGAAUAAAUUCCAUCAACUUCUAAGUGAUACUGUCAAUCAGGGUAAGAAUUUUCACUCAAAGAUUCAGUAACAGGAAAACUUAAAUGAAGGUGUGCUCCAAGUGUUUGGCCUGUUUGCAGUUAAUGAUGCAUGAAACGCAUACUUGUAAUUUUCUAACAAGGACAUAAAACCCGUAAUACAGGCACAAUUCCAAAUACAAUCAAAAUACACCUAACAUCAUUUAUUAAGGUAUUAUUGUAGCCUGUUAAAAUAAUUCUAAAUAUCUCUCACUUUAGUUAGAAUUCAGUUUUCAACAAGUAGAAACACUUCCCAGUUUUAUUUAAUAUUUAAUAGUAUUUUAUUUACUAGCUAACAUGGUUUUCAAUUUCUGGAAUUUACAUUUGACUUUGUUUCUAGAUAUAUUUAUGAGAAUGUUCAUUUCCUUAUUCUCUUGUUUUACAUUGUAAAGUAAAUGCAGUUCUAUUUUAUUUGUCUCUGGGAUUAUCUUGAUUACCUUAUUUAAACUCACAAGACCUACAAAAGUGGCUAGCACUGGCCCCACUCAGGACAUUCAGGAAUUUGAGAAAAUACCUAAAGUUUCGACCUAGUGAAUGAGUGGGCAAGAAUCCAAGUCUGCUUUAAACUAGAACUUGUGGCACAAAGUCUUCUCAUUCAUGUUUAGACACUGACCUCUAGAAAUGAGACAGCAACAUCAAAGUGCUCUUUCCUCACACUCGCAAGCAGCACAGGAGGGCAUGGAUGGCACCUCGCUCUCCUAACUCAGCUGCACAGUCUUGACACUUGUCAGUUAAGAGUCGCUCCUCCCAAAAGUGUAGACGGCCUCCCUUUUCUACUUGCCACAUAUUUUAAUUUCUAAUUAAACUGUCUUAUUAAAGUGUACUUUCAAACAAAUAGUAGAUUUUUAUGGUUUUGUUUAUAAUUCUUGUACUGAGCUUAUAAAAUAUGACCACAUAUUAUAACCCUUUCUGUACUGGUGACUUAUUUUUCCUGCUGUGGAAGACUCCUGACACAAACAGUAUAAAAGAUGAUCUCCUUAUGUUUGCUUACAGGUUUAUCUGUUUCAUCUCAUGGCUGAUUGGCUCCAUGUAGCUCAGCAAUACGUCGCUGUGGUUGAAGCAAGUGGUUGGGCAGGUUUUCGCCUCUGGUAGCAGAAAGAAAUGAAAGGGAGUAACUAGAAAUGAGGUCUACUAGCCAAAAGCAGGCCCCCAGGGAACAUACUUCUUCCCUCAGGCUUUGCCUCUCAAAAGUUUUUAUCAACUUCUAAAGUGUCUAGGAAGCAAGCAUUGAGCAUGUGCCACAAAACAGUCAAUACAUGUGCCCGUGAGGGACAUUUCAUACUCAAAUUUUAAUGGACAUACAUUAACAUAAAUAAGCAUAUAUUAGCUAAUGCGGAAAACUAUCAAUUAUUAGAUGACAAUCUAUGAAAAUACUACAUUUUCAAACUUUAAAUUCUAGUGUCUGCUAUCAUCAACUCUGCUGUGAGAAAAACGUCAAGUUUCGGUGAUAUCACUGAGGUGAAAGCCCAGAAUAUGCACUGUACUCACUCACGGGCAUGGCCAAUUAAGGAAGGGAUAGAGCACCUUCCAUUCAGCAUUUCCCUGAGGGAAGCAGUGCGAGCCUCAGUCAGUCUUUCACUUCAUUCCACAGGUCAUGAUGCACCAUGUGUUCUGAGGCUAUCAGGCCAGGGUAGUGACCAGCAUGCACUCUUUGGCUCCCCCAAGGCCGUAAGUCAAUGCAAAUAAGUGAUUGUACCAAUGGCCACUCUAGCUUCUACAUUCAGGUCAAUACCUUACAUCAGUAUCAUUAUUACCAUUUCAAAACAAUGUGUUGGCUCCCUAGUUAUACAUAGUAGCCAGAGGUAAGAUGGGGAAGUAAACAGUACACAGCAGUAAUAGCUUAGGAAAGCGAAGUGCCUAUUUACUAUGUCUUGGUCUUCACUCCGUCUUCUGAAACUUUAAUAUAAACUCAUUCAAAAGCAGCCUGCCCAUGGAACACACUGUAGACUUGUGGUUUUAAAUCUAUCAGUCAUCAAACAGAAACAAUGAUAAAAAUUCUUCCCAAUCAAAAUAAUGACAACAGUUGUGGAGGUGACUGGACAGGUUGGACUCUUCAUUACCAGGACCACGCCCAUCCAGCCAUGCCCACAUAUCUUUUCUAUUUCUGGCCCAGGAGUGUAUUCCUACUUUAAAUAGGUAUGGAUUCAGUAAAAGUAGGUGAUAUAAAAAUACUAUUUUUAUGUAUUAUGUAUUUUUAAGUUAUACUUAAGUAUACCUAAUUGGUAUAUCUAAAAAUUCACACAUAUAUACAUAUAACCCUUAAAUCAGAAACAGAAUUGGAUUUCUGUUUAAGUCAAGACUAAAUGUCUUAAAAAUAUACAAUGUGCUUUUUUGUACACCUUUUUUAAUGUAUAACGUUAGGUAAUUAGUUGUGUAACUAAUUAUGUAAUAGCAACUGAAAGAACAAAUCAUUAUAUAAGAGGAAAAGCAAAGGGAAUGGUUGCUUUGGGGACUGGCGAUGUUAAAAUUUAGAGCAGUUCAGACAGUAAGAGGUAUGUGAAAAACCUGUAAACAACUGACAAGAAUCACCUGUGAAACUCAAAUCUGUUAGUACAUAAUGAGCCCCUUUAGCAAACAAAAGAAAGCCUGCUCUGCUGGAUGGGGUUAGGACUCGGCAAACAGACUAGACUUUGAAGACAUCAGGAAACUCAUCCUUGGUCUUGAUCCACAUUUACAGAAUCAGGAUUUCCAGAAACAGGGCUGGACCACUGCUAGAAGAUUCUUCAUGUUUGAUGGGGAGUUCGACUUUAGUCUAUCACUCAGUUUACCAAGUGCACUUGACCUACCUCUUUGUAACUCAGUCUUCAUCUUCUUUUCUGGAUAAGAGAGAGCAUUAGCUAUUGAGAGCAUUAAAUGAAUAUUUCAAAUACAGAACAAGGCAGAUGGCAUUUAAAAGCACAAGUUAUACAUGAGCAUUCAUUAGUUAUGUAAGUGAAAAAUAUGAUGACGAGACUGGGAUUCAAAAGUUUCAGAGAUUCUAAUUCAGUAAAAGUAAAUAUGAUUCACAUAUCUUAUUUUUUACCCAUUCAUGUGUUAUGUCUGCCAGGAAAUGUUUUUGUAUUACUAGAACUUUACAGGGACCUACAUUGAUAUCAUCAGGCCUACGGUGUAUAUGUUGCUGGGUGCAUAUAUAUGUUAUAAAUGGAUUUACAGAAUAUUUAUUAAACUGCAUUUUGCACUUCCAGGUAAUCUCUUUUAAAAUGUUUUUCAGUCUGUUAAAAUACUUCAAAUGAUGUUAAUAAAAAGCACUAUUAAAUAUC